GCUGCCCGCCGCGGAUUGCCGGUCUCCGUGCAUGCGAGGUGUGAAGCUGGGCAGCGCCCCUGAGCCAUCGCCAUGGAUUUUGUGAUGAAGCAAGCCUUAGGAGGGGCUACCAAGGACAUGGGGAAGAUGCUGGGGGGCGAGGAGGAGAAGGACCCCGAUGCGCAGAAGAAGGAGGAGGAGAGGCAGGAAGCGCUGCGCCAGCAGGAAGAGGAGCGGAAAGCCAAGUAUGCCAAGAUGGAGGCUGAAAGAGAAGUUAUGAGACAGGGGAUUCGAGACAAGUAUGGGAUAAAGAAGAAGGAGGAAAAAGAAGCAGAGGCCCAGGCUGCACUGGAAGCUAAUGCUGAAGGAAGCCUGACUCGUCCAAAGAAGGCUAUUCCUCCUGGUUGUGGGGAGGAGGAGGAGGAGGAAGAAGAGAGCAUUCUAGACACAGUCAUCAAAUACCUACCAGGUCCCCUGCAGGACAUGUUCAAGAAGUAAUAACUGCAGACUGCUAGAUGGGCAUAAACAGUACUGCAAAGGAUUUCUCUUUUGCCCAAUGGGGAUUUACAAUCUUGCCAUCCAUCAUGCACCUCUGCCCUCUAAUGCUCACUAGGAGUCCUUUUGCUUCCCAUUCCCCACUGCCUCUUCCCUUUGCCUCUACCCCAAGACUCAUCAGUCCUUUUUUUUGUACAUAGUCACAUCCAGUAGAUGCCUCUGAAUGGAUGUAAAGAUUAAAAAGCUGCAGACUACACAACUUUUAUUAUAAGCCAUAGUACUAUGUAUGUUAAAUAAGGCAACUGUACAUUGAGCAUAGAAAAGGAACAACCUCACAUGCAUUUUGACCCAAAGCAGGAAGAAGUGUUCACUAAGUGUGAACAGUAUCCUUUUCAGCUUUCUUAAAUUAUUAUUACUGAUAAUAAUUAUUAGUUAUUUUUAUUAACAUUCUUGUUGAUUGGGUCACACUAGCCAAUUGUUGAGCACAUCUACCCUUGGAAGGAAUAUCUCAGUUCUCCCAUGAAAGCAAAGCUUUUCAGUUUUAAUUCCAUCACUGGCAUAAAUAAAAAAAUCAUUUGGAAGCUAAAUCAUGCAUGACUUACACAGCUGACAUCACUCAGAACUAUAGAAGAAGUGAGUCAUUUGCCCUCGGAUGCUGAUAGAAGUUAAAUGCCUCAGAAUCUAAGCAAGAGUCAUGUCACUUUGGGAAUUAGCCAUACACUUAACUUGAAAGAACAGAUUUGGUCUGACAGGUGCCAUGCAGAGAGCCAGAACUACAGUACGGUGUGUGGUACUGUUAGAGAACCUUUCCACUCCUUGGAAGUCAGUGACCAGGAAUGUUGGCCUCUCUGAUUAACUAAACUUCCUCUUUCUGCCCAGUGCCAUAUUUGACAAUCUUAUUCCCAGCAAUGCUUGCAGGAUAGGCAUUUGGUUUCCAGAAUACUGGAAACUGCUGCUUUCUACACAUCCUUCAAUACAGUUGUGAGAGAAUGUGGAAUUUAGAUGUGACUCUGGAGAGCCAGAAAUUCUAAGUUUCCUACGUCUCAUACUAAGUUGCUCUGUUGCCUUGGAGAGGUAAUUCAGUUUUCUGAUUCAGCUCCUCCAGAUGUUAAAUUGAACUUUCAGUCUACACCUACUGUAAAAAGAUGUAGUAAGGAUGAAUUGCACAAUUCUUUUCCAGUCAUUUGCAGGAGAUAAUAUUAUAGCAGUAUGUAGUAUCUGUUGGUUCUACAAAAGUGUGAAAAAAAUCUCUCUCAACCUUUCUUUAAUACCUUAGCCAGACAUAGGCACAGAUAUUUUCCAGUACAGCACAGUAAGCAUUGAGAAACUAAAUAAGAAAAGACAAAUUCUUCUGGAGGUGUUGAUUUGCUAGUACACACACACUCAACAGAUUUAUUUUGAGCACAAUCCCUUGCUAAGUUUUCUGGACUGUCAUCUGAAAAGCUGAUCACAGAAUAUUUGUAUUUGGCGACAUCACUGUAGUAUCUGCUGUAAGAGCAUCAUGCCAUCGCAGUCUCACAAUAAUGUAGGAUAAUCACAGAACCAUAGAAUCUUAGAAUAUCCCAUGUUAGAAGGGACCCUUAAGGGAUCAUUGAGUUCAGCUCCUGUUCCACUGCUAUCCCAGGUUUUUCUUACAUUUAAACAGGUUCACCUAAUUCAAUAACAUGGCUUUUCUUUUUAGAAAAGGCAGUUUCUUUUCCUUUAAGGGUGAAUCCUGGCCUCCCCAGCAGCUUUUCAAAGACCAUAUCAAAGUGGUAGGGAUCUACUGAGUAAAACAGGUGUAGAAUUUGUAGUUCACCAGCAUGCAUCGUAUACAGUGGAAAGGUACCAUCUCUGUCUAAUCAGGGUUUGCCUCACAGGAGUUUGUCCCUAUCAUGGAAACAGUAGAAACAACAACGGAAAGGAAAACAACCACAGAUAUCAGGUACCUAAGAUUAAGCAUUUUAAUUGGUUGGAACUUAUCUGUUUCACAUAUUCAGCAUAACUGACCUUACGCAAAUGUUCCUUUAUUUUUCUGGAUAUGGAAUUUAAAGACAUCUGUCAUCCUUUCAAGUAAGUAUGAGCAUCAUAGUUAAGUCAACAAGCCUAAACUAUGUAAACUAACAUGAAUUCUGUGUUUUUUAGCAGCAUCUCAUACAGUAGGAAAAAAUUAUUGUGAAAGAAAAUAAAUGCAUUCAUUUUGCCCUAUUCACCCAAUUAUUAUUCAGGUAUGUCAGCAGUAUUUGCUGCUUCCUGGGUAACUUCAGUGUCAAGCUUCUACCAAAUCUAGGGUGGAAGCUGAGGAUGUUUAACUGAUCUACAAGUCAAAACCAGAUGAUACAAAGGCAACUUGUUCUGGGUUGGAUCUACAAACAAGACAUGUUCAUUCUAGUGUAAACUGCCUUGAGUUUUGCAAGGGAAGAAGACAGAUUUUACUCUUUCAGAUAAUAUCAGAACUUUUCUGCCUUUUCAUUUAGAGUGAGAUGAGUUUGUCCCCCUAAGACUUCAAUGACCCAGAAGACUCUUUUAACUCUGUAUCAAUGCUUGGGUAGUGCGGAGCAACAUAUCAUCUUCUAGGGAGAGUGUCCUACUCACUCCAUGCAAAUUCAGCAGCUACUAAAGUAGUAGAGCUUGUUUAAGUACAUUAAGUGAAGGUUAUUUAAGCAGAUCUCAAAAAACUGAAAACUCUCCUGUCACAAAGGCAGAAGCUUUUUCGGAUGCUCUGAGAGAGAAUUAGAUCCAACACUCCUGAAAGCUAAAGGGCAGAGAGCUUGGUUCUUAGCUCCAGCCAUUCAAUGGCAGUGAAAUCUGCUGACACACUCUCACCACAUCUUCUGAAACACUCUGACUGAUGUGAGUAGUUGGUCUGUGUUCUCUAAUGCAUAAGACAAACCAGCACAAAAGCUCCCCUGCUAAAAAAGACGAGUUCAUGCAUUUAUAUUCUCCCCUGGUCUUGUCUUGAAGGAGUCUACAAACAAGCAAACAAGAGGAUGAACUCAUACUGCUUUGCUUUGGAUUUCUCUAAGGUUUGCUUGUUGACCUAUCCCUAGCUCCCAUCACAGACUCAUUUCUUCAUCCAGACAAAUCCUGUCCAUGGGCAGAAGCAAGGUUUGCUGCAUGCUGUCCCCUAUGUUGGACGAUACUGCCAAUCAUUCAUUGGUUUUCAGUCUCCCUGGCACCUUGAUGAGUGCACUUGUGUGUGGAAGAGGAAACAACAGAGGGUCAGGAGAGAGAACAGAUGGAUAUUUGGUAUCAUUUUUUUUCUAAUUGUGCCUCAACAGCUGCGCCACUGACUGGUGUAAGUCAGGAUCUUGUGUGGCCUAUGCUCUAAUGUUAUAAGCAGGUAGCAUUGUCCUCAUGCUCAGAAGAAAAAUAAUAAUAAUAAUAAUAAAAGGUAUUUUGUCUUGUGAGCUGAGCCCCUGAAUGGUGUAUACAUCUAGAUCCAAAAUCUGAAAAAUGUUGUGGGAACACUGUGUGGAGUUUGUUACAAGCAAGGCUCACAGAGCAGGAGCAAAAGGGGAAGUGGUUUAUUAAAUAAUAAUUGCUGAGCAUUUUUCAUUGUGGGAGCUUUCCAGCCCAGCCAUGUCAUCACUUCUGUACCUCAGCUCUCCCAGCCCACAGUAAACCUUACUCCAUGGAUGGUGCAGUUCAGCCAGUUGUGAGCUGCCAGAUAUGAAUUUUCCUUUUAAUUUUCAAUUUCUUUCAAUAAAGAAACAUAACAGACCUAUCACAGGUAUUGGGCAGAUUUUUCUUGGUUUUGUCUCAGAUAACUUUGGCACCUUGCGUGAGUUCUGGGCCUCUCCCUAAGUCAUUCCAUCAUCUCCAAAGUGCCUAAGCCACUCUGAACAGACUCGAAAGCAGGCACUCCACCCUUCCUUGUGCCCAUUCUUUCCAUAUCUUACCCUGCACUGCCAACAUAGUGCACAACACCUUUGGCUGGUGUAUGGGUAUGAGAAGCAAUGUCACAGACACUAUCCCCCUCAGCACACAAGCAGGCAUUGAAGCACUUGAACAAGACCAAAGAUAAGUAUGGUUCAUUGUUUGGAUUCUGAAUUUCUCUUUGUCAUUCCAUGCCAUUGUUUCAUUUGUGUUGCUAGUCUGUUCAAUCUCAGGUAAAUGAGGUCUUUCUUUUCUUUCCUUUCCUCCCGCCAUUCCCUCCCCCCCAGAAGAUGUAUUUAUUUAUUUAUUUGGUUGUUUGUUUCAGGUGGCAGGUGUGGAUUAAUUUUAAUUAACACAGAGAGGUUGGUGGCUAGACACUGCAGCCAUUUUCCUUUGUAGCUCCAAGAUCUUUCUAGUUACCAACAAAAGUCAAAGGGCCUCCACCUUUUGGAGGACAAAUGAGUUUGCCACUGCCCUUUGCAAACUCAUACCUAUCUUUAGAGAAAGCCAUAUGAAAUCAGACUGCAAUAUUAAUUAUGAAUGAUACUCGUGUUUAAAAUAAAUAAAAUGAGAUACAAGAUCAUGUGCUAGAUCACUCUGGAGUUCCUCAGUCUAUGUUUCUAGUACCAUACGUUGGCUUAUGUCCCUCCUCGCCCCUUUCCUUCGUCAAGAAACACCAUACCAAUGCUGGUUAGUACAUCUUUUUGCCAAGCUUACUGUGCUAGAAUAAGUGUUGUUAGAAAUCAGCUGUUGUGACCUCAAAGUAAUGUCUUAUGUAUCUGAAACUUGUCUGUAUUCAAUCUGAGUAUGUUAUCAAGAUACUGUUUCUUCAUGUGCUGAGUUAGUAAAAUGUUUCAAUACUGACAUUAAAAUAUUGCUUGUUUUCUCUCUCUGUUCUCCACUGUUGCCCACACACAUGCACAGAGCAAAACUCAAUCUAACAAUGCAUUUUAUAGUAGAAAUGCUUCCCAGUGUUCUUUAAGAUGCAUGCAGUACUCUCCAACGAGCCAGAAGAUUAUUUAAAGUAGAAACUUUGUGAAUGUAAAUUUUGUUUGUUAUUUGCCUGCUACUUUUCCUGCAUGAUGUAGGUAAAUGGUAUAAUGUUCUUUUAAAAUGGAGUCACAGACAAUAAAAAAAAAUAAAAUGAUUUCAUACA
Messenger RNA from Coturnix japonica (Japanese quail), 5488 nucleotides. It is a transcript of the gene CPLX1, whose product is annotated as complexin 1. NCBI's taxonomy places the organism in Eukaryota, Metazoa, Chordata, Aves, Galliformes, Phasianidae. Gene Ontology annotation, biological process: regulation of neurotransmitter secretion; synaptic vesicle exocytosis; neurotransmitter transport. Gene Ontology annotation, cellular component: SNARE complex; terminal bouton. The record is from RefSeq and is a predicted model, not a curated record. Gene Ontology annotation, molecular function: syntaxin binding.